This is a messenger RNA of Theileria annulata, 966 nucleotides long. Its product is annotated as syntaxin, putative. NCBI's taxonomy places the organism in Eukaryota, Apicomplexa, Aconoidasida, Piroplasmida, Theileriidae. Gene Ontology annotation, biological process: intracellular protein transport; vesicle-mediated transport; vesicle fusion. The record is from RefSeq and is a predicted model, not a curated record. Gene Ontology annotation, cellular component: endomembrane system; membrane; SNARE complex. The transcript has 5 exons. Bases 1 to 966 code for a protein of 321 amino acids. Gene Ontology annotation, molecular function: SNARE binding; SNAP receptor activity.
AUGCCUAAAACCUUAGUGUUUCAUCGCAAUUUAACCCAUUCAUACCAACACGCUCGCCAUAAAGAAAAGGAAAAGGCGCAUAGAUUCGAUAUCAAAAAAGAUGAUUCGAGCUCUGAUCCAAAUGAGCCGUCUUCUAACGGAAACGGAACCCAAAGUACAAACCAUGUCACUAUGGAGAUAUUACCUGAAUGGCUCGAGUUAGUGGAUGAGUGCAAUUAUCUGUUAUCUAAUGCCAGGGUGAAGGUUAAAGAGCUGGAGAAACUCCAGAACAUGAACCUCCUGAACGUUUUUGGAAAGGGAGGCAGGGGUGACUAUGAAAAGAUUUCAAACUUAUCAGUCGAGAUUACAACAACUUUUAAGAAAAUUGAAAUCAACACAGAGAAAAUUUCAAAGGAAGUUGAUAAUUACAUUGAACACCAGCUAAGGAACAACGCAAAGGCUAAAAUCGCCACAGACCUCGUCCCCCUCUCAAUCUCCUUUAGGAAAAUGCAGAAAAAAUUCUAUGAUUCACUACAAAAUGAUUCAAUUAACAACGAUAUGACUAUAAUGAAUAAUGUUGUAAGGGAUGAGAUUAUACAAGAUUCAGUUCAAACUUCACAUGAAAACAUCGCAGAUAGAACAAUGGUAAAAUUAAAACUACUUUAUUUAUUUUCAAAACCGAUUUUUCAAAACAGUUUAUUAUUUUUAAAACUUAGGUUACAGCAAAUAGCUGUAACUGUACAAGAUUUAAAGGAUAUGUAUACCCAAAUGUCAACAAUGCUAGUUGAACAGGGUUCGAUGCUGGAUCAAAUCGACUACAACGUGAGGGAGUUUUCAAGGAAUUCACAUAAAUUUGCUCAAGCACUUAAAUUGAGACAUGAACGUGAUAAUCCCAGAAAAGCAAUUAAAACUGUUAGAUAUUUGGUCACCUUCAUCUUUGUGCAGGUACCUUCCUUAUUUCAAUAUAUAUAUAAUAAUAAUAUUUAG